CGUACCAGCCAGGCUUCCGUCCUCAUUCUCCAGCCGGGGAUCGCACUUUGGCUUCCCAGCUUUGACACAGCGUCACUUGUGAAACAACAGAGAAGGAAAAAAAGACGCACUCGGGCCAAACCCCAUCCGCACCAGCAGGAGAAGAUGUCCGAGCCAAACAAGUACCGAGAGUGGAUCCUGGAAACAAUCGACUCUCUCCGCUCGAGAAAAGCCCGUCCGGAUCUGGAGAGGAUCUGUCGAAUGGUCCGGAGACGACACGGGUCAGACCCGGACCGAACCAGGACAGAACUGGAAAAACUGAUUCAAGAGCAGACGGUGCUCAAAGUUAGCUACAAGGGGUCCAUAUCGUACCGAAACGCGGCGAAGGUGCAGAGGAAAAGCAGAAAGAAGAGUGAGUUUACGGCCGCUGGCAGCAGCAGCAGCAGCGCGGAGGCAGCGAGGGAGCGGACCAAACACGAUCAUCUGAACAACAACGGCGACAGUGCGCACAGCUUCACGGACCAGGAGGAGGCAGAGGAGGACUCGGAGCCCAGCCCAGAUCCACACACUCAAACAUCAGGCAGCACCACCGGCAAAAAGCUCAAGCCUGCCUCCAGCCCGAGUAGCGGAAACGGGUGCCUCAGUUGUGGCGCAACAACGGGCUGUGCUGUCGGGAGCGGCUGUAAAGAGGAGAAAGCGAGUGCACCGAGAGACAAGGGAUUAGGACAGCAGGCGGCGGGGGACUGUCCGUCGCCCGGUUUCGGCCACAGGACAGGCGCACACAGCGGGGCUGACGGCGGCAGGACGGCUCAGAGCAAAGCCGAUGCAGUUAGCGCAGAAAAGGAGUGUGCUGUGUCCCGGGCUGACACGCAGAGCAAAACUUGCCCUGGGAGCGUCAGCAGUGUCCAUCAGAAUCAAAGGCAGAAGCAGUCUGUGCCCCUCAAGCCCAAACUUCGAGUCGGAGGAGGGAGCACCAAAACAACGGGGAACCACGCCAACUCGGACCUGGGCGACAGAUUAGUCGCUUCUGUUCGCAGCCUGUCCGAGAAGAGCCUCCGAGGGGGCUCAGCCGCUGUGACCAGAGGCCACAUGAAGCCGCUUGGGCUGAAGGAGAUCCUGGGUUAUCUGAGCAGCCAGGAACGGCUGUCGGAGGAAAAGCUGACCCGAGGCAAAGUCAAAGUGGUCAUGGAGAGAGAGGUGGCGAGGGGCAGGCUGCGCAGGACCCGCUGCGGGAACAUUACUCUCCCUCUGAGGGGGGUGGUGGUAGAGGAACCGAUGCCGAAGAAUGCGUCCGCUGACAGACUUGCAAAGAGCGCACUGCAGGACAAACACGCUGUGAAAAAGCCGCCGUCACCCUCUCUCCAGGAGAAUGAGCCGAUGGAAACAGCCAGUGAAGAAGAGGAACGGGAAGACAACGAGGAAGAAGAGGAGGAGGAUGAUACUCGGAGUUCUGAGGAGGAGGGAGGACUAUCCCCGGUAGCCAUGACAACCGAACCAGUGCUCAUUGAGAAAAUCAGAGAAGAUGCUGAGAUCCAGAAAGCAUCAAAGCAGGAGAGCCCCCAGCAGGAGCAGCAGGAGGGAGGCAAAGGUUUGCCGGUGCUUGAUUUCAUCCCCGACACACCGGUUCAGGGAGCCUCGCAGUCACAGAGUAAUGGUCCAGUCAUGGAAGAGAGAGCUGGUUCCCCUGAUCAGAUCCCAAUGGAGGUGCAAGUGAGUAAUCAGACACAACAUGAUGAAUUAAACCACAGCUCCUCAGACUUUAACAAUUUGGAGUGCAAGACAGAGGUCGGUGUGUCGUCCUGCCUGCUAACACCCACAGCCUCCCCGAGAGACUCCAGCCGAUCUGAAGAACGAGGGAUAACCGUUAGCAGUGGAGUGCUCAUGAAGUCUGAGGGCAUCAAUGGGAGCCCAGUAAACUGGACAGUGUCAGAUGUUGUCAGUUAUUUCACAGCAGCGGGUUUCCCUGAGCAGGCUGCUGCAUUCAGGACCCAGGAAAUCGAUGGAAAGUCACUUCUCCUCAUGCAGCGUAAUGAUGUUUUGACUGGCCUGUCAAUCAGACUUGGCCCCGCCCUCAAGAUCUAUGAACGUCAUGUAAAGGUUCUGCAGAAAACACACUUUGAGGAUGACGACUGCUAACAGCAUGAAUCAAAUACAAGCAGACUGUUAUGUUUGUAUCUACAUAUAGCUAACGUAGUAUAAAAAUGCAUGCAUGAUAUACAGUACAAUACACUUCACUUUUCAUCUCAUGUCACACAACACAUGCAAACACAAAAACACAGGUACACACACACCGUUGUUUCUUAUCCUCCUGCCUCUUGACAUCAGAUAUGAGACUGGAUUUUCUAGACAACAAGGAUUUUCUAUCAGAGCACAAGUGUCGGAGGGAGAAAGUAGAGCAGAGAUUUUCAAACAACCAUGCAAUUUCUCCUUUAAGACAAACAAACAACAAUUAAGCACUUUGCAAUUGUACUGAUUAAACUGUGCAAAAUGUUUUUGUUUAAGCUGUCACUUCAUGCUAACUUUUAUGCACAUUUUGAAAGCCGUAUGGUUUUUUUCUGGGACUUGGGGAAGGGGUCAUUUGCAUUUUUGGGCUAUGAUCUGAGAAUGUUCUUGUUGGUGUGUACCUUUCCUUCUACAAAUAGACAGAACAUGUUGAAAAGGACAGCAAAGAAAUUAGAGGUUGACCGGAUUUGAGACAUUCCCAAAGCUGAAGUAGGCUGAUGAUGGCUGGCAUGAUGAACCUUUAUAUUGUUCUCUAUGUUUAAAACAAAUCCUGUGCAGGGUUAUUGAAAUUUUGGAAACGGUUGCUGGUCAAAGCAAUAAACUGACUAAGAUGUUUGAGAGGCUUUUGAACCAUGUCAGCUUGUCAGCUGGUUGAUUUUGUGUAACUUAAUAUCUCAUAUGGAAAAUGUAUUUUUUAAAUCUGCUUGGGGCUAUGCAUCACCACCUCAUAUGCUGGUUUUACAGAGAUACACUUUGAUAUUUGCUUUACAUCAGACUUUACUUCUUUAAUAGACAGCUAAAAUCACAUGUCACAUAGAACUGUUUAACUGUCUUAUGUAGGUCCAAUUUUAUAGAAAUUAUAUGUAAGCUGAGAGCUUUUUUCCUAAACAAACUAAAUGGAUCGAUCUACUGGGAGUGAUCCACUCAUCAGUGAUGACUUACACAAAGAGUGUAAUUUUUAAGUGUAUUUAAAAGUGUUUAAGUGUAUCUUCAGUUAUCAUGACAUCUUGGACCAGAGUUAAGAUGUUGUGGUUUCUUGAAGACAGUUCAUCCUCAAAUCCAAUUAAAGGGAACUAUUUAGUACUUUAUUACUAAAAGAGAUAUUGCAGCUCAGCUGAGGGGGAUAAUAGUCGCUCUCUUUGUAGUCACAUUGAAAAGAUUGAUGGGUGUAGCUCAGUAGAAAGAAAAUUGUUCCUAACAGAAACUGCUCACCCAAAAGCAAAGUGAUUGGAUUUUUUUAAUGUUAUUUUCACCGAGUCACUGCUGAGUUAUUCCAAAUGAAUGACAUUUGGACUCUGGACGCCUCCUCACUGAUUUUAGAUCAAGAAAUCAAGACAUGAUUGAAGUGCAGGCCUUCAGCUUUAACAAACAAAUUGGAAUAACAGCUAUUUUUGUACAUAGUCCUCAGUUUCCAGAGGCUAAAAAGUAAUUGGACAACUGACUGACAGGCACCUCUAUGGUGAUGCUGUUAUCUUCGUUAUUUCAUGACAAAGUAAACAGAUAAAAUAUUUGUUGCUGAUUCCAAGUACCAAGUUUGCAUUUGGUAACUGUUCACUGGAAUUCUCAUUAUGAGGUCCAAAGAAAACUGAAAUAUUAAUCAACCACUAAUUAAGUAUUUCUAAAGUGUACAAUCGAGAGAUGCCUUCAUGAAUGAAAAAAGGGUUUACAACAAAGUUCAAACUGCUUGUUAUACACAAGAACAAGAAGGCUAGAUUACACCAGAAAGUAUCUAAAGGAGCCUGCAGAGUUCUGAAGAAAUAUUGCAAAGAAUAACCAGAAUGAUGGAGACAGAAACAUACCAUACCACAUCAUCCAUCAAACAUGGUGAAGGCAUGUAAUGGUAUGGACAUGUGUGGCUGCCAACACAACUGGCCCUCUGGUGUUUAUCAAUAUUGUGAUUGCUGAUAGAAGUGGCAGAAUUAGUUCUAAAGUGUGCGAGGCAUUGAUCUCCGCUGAGGUUCAGGUUCAGCCAAAAGUUCGAAACUGAUCCGAGAACCAUUCAAUUUGAAAAUGGAUAGUAGAAGAAAUGUGAUAUUCUUCAAUGGCUAAGACAGUCACCUGACAUGUUUUUAGUUAUUAAAUAUAAAAAUGGUGGCAGAAAGACCCACAAAGAGCAACUGAAGGAGCAACAGUAAAGUCUUGGCAGAGCAUCUAAAGGAGUAAAUGCAGCAUUUGAUGAUGUCAGUUUUCAUCCAAAUAUUAAAACACAUCUCCGAUUUAUUUUGCUUUUUCAGGCUAAUGAUAGCUUCCUUCACUUGCAUCAACACCGCUUUGGACCUCAUUGAGAAUUAAAUGCAAUCCUUUCAGGGGCUUUUAUCAGCUGUAUUUAUCAUGGAAUAACAAGGGAACAGACCUCAUCUCAUCACAAUCAUACUUUUUAGCCUGCAGUAGACAUUUGGUAAUGUCCAUUGGUUCUAGACUUCAAGGUUUCCAGCAAAAGUAGUUUAAUUCAUUCUUAUUUUUAAAAUUUUCUUAUUCAGUUACUUUUGAGCCUCUAAAAUCAGGGGCUUUGUAUAACAAUGUGUGCGAAACAGUUAAUAGAAUACUUUUGUUAAAACCCCUCAAAUUGAAGUCUGCAAUUGAGUCACAUCUUCAAUGCUUGAUUUAAAAUCUUCUGUGGUGGUGUGCAGCUCUCUAACUGUUCCCAAUAUUCGUCCAAAUAUUUAUGGUUUUAGACACCAGAGAAAAAAAAUAUUUCAAUUGGAUUUCUGUAUGAACUUCUUCUUUAAUAUGACAGCAUACGUCAGAUCAUCAUGAAUCAACCACUAGCUUUAAAUGUAAAGUCUUUUGUAUGGUAUUUUCAGCGUACACGCUUAAUCGUUGAGAAUGAUUUAGCUCGAUGUCUUGAAGACACUUUAGUGCUGUUCAAUCAACACCAGUGUAAGAUAAAAGUAAAACAGAAUGUAGCAGCAAAAGGUAGCAUGCCUUACAUUAAAAAACAAACAAACACACACACACACACACACACACAUUUUAUUGGCACUAAAUAUGUCUUUAUUUAAUGUAGGUUAUUUAUUUGUGUAUUAUAUGUCAGUUCCAGACACAUACUUAAGGUAAUAUUAACUUUGUUAGUUGCUUCUGUUAG
Molecule: messenger RNA, 5287 nt
Organism: Pelmatolapia mariae (spotted tilapia)
Lineage: Eukaryota; Metazoa; Chordata; Actinopteri; Cichliformes; Cichlidae
Product: sterile alpha motif domain-containing protein 1-like
Exons: 7
Coding region: 145-2115 (656 amino acids)
Biological process (GO): negative regulation of DNA-templated transcription
Cellular component (GO): nucleus
Molecular function (GO): DNA binding; histone binding; chromatin binding
Source: RefSeq, a predicted model, not a curated record